AAGAGUCAUUCUGGAGGGCAAUUUAACGAAAUGAGUUAUAAUGCUAAUGCGACUGAGUUACACAAACAAUUUCGAAAUCUGAAACAAAUAUGUUAAAUUGAAGGAUAAUAACGGAAAAACUGGAAGGGGUCGCACAAAUUGGAUAUAUUAGUCGCUUUCCAUUUAAGUGCGUGAAGCUCUGGUGCAGUUCGUUCGGAGUAGCUCUAGUUGUAGUUGCCACCGUAUUCAAAUGGAACAGGGAAAUAAUUUGGUUUGUUUUCCUUUUUGAGGUUAUGUGUAUUUUGAUUUUUUAUAUAAGAUGAAUUUGCAAUCUGUGGAUGAGUACAACUUAGAGUUAAUAGACCCACAAACAAAUAAACAUUAUAAUGUUAUUGUAAAUCAUGAUGAUUACGUAAGGGCACAAAAUGAUGAGAAGUUUCUUGGCAGCCUUUUAUUUCAUGCCAAAACAAAUGCAAACUGUGAGUAUGUAACUACACAAAGAACCGAAGAAAAUCAAUUCGAUGAGGGAAAUGUUUCAAAAGGAGGAAAUGUGUGGUCAUAUCAAGCUACAGUAGAUCUCAUUCAUGCAAUGAAUGUACAUAAGGAUGAUCUCAAUCAUCCAUUAAAGCGUAAACAUGUGUAUGAGCAUAUUUGUAACGAUAUGUUAAGUUCCGGCCAUAAUAUUACAGAAGUAAUGGCAAGAAACAAAUGGAAAAGUCUGUGCCGUAGUUACUCAAAAGCUAAAGAUAAUCGCAAUCGUACCGGACAGGCUCCAGCUCGCUUUUUAUUUUUCGACUUGAUGGAUGAUGUUUUAGGAGAUAAACCCACAAACAAUUGCCAACAUUCAAUUAAUUCUAAUAACGCUCCCCUUACGGACCUUACAAAUAGUGAAUCUACUGAACAGCCUAUUGUAGCUGAAACUGAUGAACACGUUGCCAGUGAAAGCGAGAAGAAAACAAAAGCAUCGGCUAAAACAUCUCUCGUAGAAUAUAUUAAAUUAAAAAGGGAAGAAUGUAAGGCGAAGAAGCAACGACAUGAAGAAAGAUUAAAAAUGCAACAAGAGAUAAUUGACUUCCACGAGAAUGAACCGCCAUUAUUUGUGAUCGGUUUUAUUAAUUUGUACAUGUUUUUUUGGUUACAUAUUUUGUACCUUGUAAGAAAUAAAAGUUUUAUUUUAUUGCAUAUCACAUUGGGUUAUUUGUAUACAUUUCACAAAAGAUUUGUUGUUGCCGAGAAGUAUUGGUCGGUUCUGCGAUAG
Molecule: messenger RNA, 1237 nt
Organism: Photinus pyralis (common eastern firefly)
Lineage: Eukaryota; Metazoa; Arthropoda; Insecta; Coleoptera; Lampyridae
Exons: 2
Coding region: 299-1237 (312 amino acids)
Source: RefSeq, a predicted model, not a curated record